AUGACUGUCAGGAUGCCCUGGGCAGGACAGGCAAAGGGAAUCCUGGAAGGCUGGGGGGGCCUCUGCUUGCUCAUCUUUCUGCUUCUCCAGUAUCCAGGAGUCCACAGCAAGUGCUACUUUCAAGCUCAAGCCCCCUGCCACUAUGAAGGGAAGUAUUACAGCCUGGGUGAGUCCUGGCUCCGAACGGACUGUUUCCACUGCACCUGCCUGCAUCCUGUUGGGGUGGGCUGCUGUGACACGUCCCAGCCCCCCAUCGACUUCCCAGCCGGGUGUGAGCUCCGUCGGGAGGCAGACACCUGCCAGUUCUCCCUGGUGCAAAAAGCGAAUCCUCAGCUGCCCUGCAAAGGGAGAGGACCUGACCUAGAAUGGGGUUCAGCUAAUACCCCUGCUGCCGGGGCACCUGCUCCCCAUUCCAGCUAA
This is a messenger RNA of Suncus etruscus (white-toothed pygmy shrew), 420 nucleotides long. It is a transcript of the gene MSMP, whose product is annotated as microseminoprotein, prostate associated. Bases 1 to 420 code for a protein of 139 amino acids. NCBI's taxonomy places the organism in Eukaryota, Metazoa, Chordata, Mammalia, Eulipotyphla, Soricidae. The transcript has 3 exons. The record is from RefSeq and is a predicted model, not a curated record.